This is a messenger RNA of Eriocheir sinensis (Chinese mitten crab), 5520 nucleotides long. RefSeq lists its product as uncharacterized. NCBI's taxonomy places the organism in Eukaryota, Metazoa, Arthropoda, Malacostraca, Decapoda, Varunidae. The transcript has 4 exons. The coding region runs from base 137 to 1201 and encodes 354 amino acids. The record is from RefSeq and is a predicted model, not a curated record.
GUACUAAACACUUUACGGGUUAAGCCACUCGGCGGCAGCUGAAAAAUCCCAGCUUGGUGGCACUGGGCAGGGAUUGAACUCGCGUCCUCCUGAACGCGGGGCCAUCUCGCUAAAUGAGAUAACCUGCUCCCCUUGAAUGUCGGUAAAUGUGAUAAAUGAGAUAACCUGCACCCCUUCUAUGUCGGUAUAUGUGAUAAAUGAGAUAACCUACACCCCUUGUAUGUCGGUAAAUGUGAUAAUUGAGAUAACUUGCACCCCUUCUAUGUUGGUAUAUGUGAUAAAUGAGAUAGCCUACACCCCUUGUAUGUUGGUAAAUAUGAUAAAUGAGAUAACCUACACCCCUUGUAUGUCGAUAAAUGUGAUAAAUGAGAUAACCUACACCCUUUGCAUCUCGGUAAAUGUGAUAAAUGAGAUAAACUGCACCUCUUGUAUGUCAGUAUAUGUGAUAAAUGAGAUAACCUACACCCCUUGUAUGUCGGUAUAUGUGAUAAAUGAGAUAACCUACACCCCUUGUAUGUCGGUAAAUGUGAUAAAUGAGAUAACCUACAUCCCUUGUAUGUCGGUAUAUGUGAUAAAUGAGAUAACCUACACCCCUUGUAUGUCAGUAAAUGUGAUAAAUGAGGUACCCUACACCCCUUGUAUGUCGGUAAAUGUGAUAAAUGAGGUACCCUACACCCCUUGUAUGUCGGUAAAUGUGAUAAAUGAGGUACCCUACACCCCUUGUAUGUCAGUAAAUGUGAUAAAUGAGGUACCCUACACCCCUUGUAUGUCAGUAAAUGUGAUAAAUGAGGUACCCUACACCCCUUGUAUGUCAGUAAAUGUGAUAAAUGAGGUACCCUACACCCCUUGUAUGUCGGUAAAUGUGAUAAAUGAGGUACCCUACACCCCUUGUAUGUCAGUAAAUGUGAUAAAUGAGGUACCCUACACCCCUUGUAUGUCAGUAAAUGUGAUAAAUGAGGUACCCUACACCCCUUGUAUGUUGGUAAAUGUGAUAAAUGAGGUACCCUACACCCCUUGUAUGUUGGUAAAUGUGAUAAAUGAGGUACCCUACACCCCUUGUAUGUUGGUAAAUGUGAUAAAUGAGGUACCCUACACCCCUUGUAUGUCGGUAAAUGUGAUAAAUGAGGUACCCUACACCCCUUGUAUGUCGGUAAAUGUGAUAAAUGAGGUAACUUUUUUUUGUUUACAUCUCAGCCUAUAGCACCGGUAGGCUUUCUUCAGGGGCCUGGUGGUCGGCCCAAGCCCGUCAUGGCGCAGGCAAUUUUUAUAGUGGCGCUAGUUAUGCUUGGCUUGUGCUGCCCCCUGGAACUCAUUUUUGAUUCGUUUGUACGGUUUCUUUUAGAAUCCGGGAUGAUAGGUGGUCUUCUGAACAGCCUGUGGGUAGUCUUAAGCCACUCGGCGGUGCCUAAAAAAUCCCAGGUGGUAGUUUUGGGAUUUCGAAUCGACAUUGUCCAUGACGUGAUGAAUGCUGGCCCCGCACGCUAAUCACUCAGCCACUGCCUACUCAUGUAUGUCAGUAAAUGUGAAAAAUGAGAUAACCUAACCCCCCCCCCCCCCCCUUUUUUUUUACAACAAAGGAGGCAGUUCAAGGGCACAAAAAAAAAAUAAUAAUAAAAAAAGCCCGAUAAUCGCUGUUCCUAAAAAAAGAAUCAGAAGAGGUGGCCAAAAGCAAGGUCAGAUUCGGCAGGAGAGGUGUCCUGAUACCCUCCUCUUGAAAGAGUUCAAGUCAUAGGCAGGAGGAAAUACAGAUGAAGGAAGAUUGUUCCAGAGUUUACCAGCGUGAGGGAUGAAAGAGUGAAGAUGUUAACUCUUGCAUAAGGGGUUUGGACAAUAUAGGGAUGAGCAUGAGUAGAAAGUCGUGUGCAGCGGGGCCGCAGGAGGGGGGGAGGCAUGCAGUUAGCAAGUUCAGAAGAGCAGUCAGCGUGGAAAUAUCAAUAGAAGAUAGAAAGAAAGUAUGUCGGUAAAUGUGAUAAAUGAGGUAACCUGAAACCUUGUUUGUCAGUAAAUGUGAUAAAUGAGAUAACCUGCACCCCUUGUAUGUCGGUAAAUGUGAUAAAUGAGAUAACCUGCACCCCUUGUAUGUCGGUAAAUGUGAUAAAUGAGAUAACCUGCACCCCUUGUAUGUCGGUAAAUGUGAUAAAUGAGAUAACCUGCAGCCCUUGUUUGUCAGUAAAUGUGAUAAAUGAGAUAACCUACACUACUUGUAUGUCAGUAAAUGUGAUAAAUGAGAUAACCUAUACCCCUUGUAUGUCAGUAUAUGUGAUAAAUGAAAUAACAUACACUCUCUUCUGAUUGAUGGUCAUGUUUCUCGGAUUCUCUCCACUUAAUGGUAGGCUAUCUGAAUUAUGGGUCCAUGUCAUUCUUGAAAUUGGCCAUUUUCCCAUAAAAGUUGCCAUGCUGUCUUUCCGCCAUCUUGCCUUGAUAAACUACGAUAUCAACACUGUGUUUGCAAACAUCGGGUUCCGCACAUGUGCAAAUCAGGAUGGGAUGUCUUAGGAUACGUGGAUGGCAGAUGACACAACACCGGCUCACUUAAAAUCAAAACCUUAUUGCUUAUGUUCUUCUUGUAACUAAUUUAUUUAAGGACCAAUAUCUUUUAUUCAGAAAGCCAUUUAAUCAGCAAGGAUAGGAGAUUAAUGAUCACUAUCACUCAUUUUUUUUAAAGAAUAGUAAAAAAAAUUCCUAGAUAUCGAUAAUAAAAUAUUAAAAAGUUGAAAAAUAUUUGUCAAAAAUCUAAAUCAACUUCAAACAAAAGUUGAAACAGCGAACAUAAUUCCUUUUUCAUACUUUCAUAAAAUGAAUAAAAAGAGUAGACUUAAGGUGGUAGUUCGGGUUUUCAAAGAAAUAUUUGUCAAAAAUAAACUAUUGGAAAUAUAGAGUUCAAACUUUACAGCUAACUUGCACUUUUGGGUAUCUUUGUUCUCCCUGGAUUAGAAUGCUGUCGGUAUGUCAUGUCAUACUCAUGUCAGGCAAAAUAACUGUUCUACAUUAAAUAUUUUUCAUCUUAGGUGUACGAAAAUAUAGGUGGUAAUGGUUUAAUGGUUGCCUAAACAAGUUACGGUGUCAGUUUUUAAAAAUUAUAAUUUAUCUAUUUAAAAAAAAAAAAAUUUAAACUAUAUCUGAACUCAGUAUGAUUCCGUAUCCACGUUUUACGUGAUAAAUUUAUUUUUCCUUAUUUUACAUUAAGAAAUGUUUCAAAUUAAAGACCGUAACUUUCAAGAGCAUAAAAUUAUCCAUGUAUACACACAGUUUCAUGGAAAUAUCAUCUGAUUUGGAAUGUACAAAAAUUUUUGAAGCUGAAUAUUCAUGUUUUGAGAUUUUGGCCAUCAAACACUUUGGUUGGUAAUAACUCAUUUUUAUUCUCUCUGAAUGAGCUUUUUCCAGUAUAUAGUGAUGUUUACACAAUAAACAAAAAGAAAAACCUUCUUCAUAGAAAUAUAGAAAAAUAAAUAUAUCCAUUGUCCAAUCCAAAAAAAAAAAAAAACUACACGAUUUGUGUCGCACAUGUCAGCUACAGGUCACCUCCUCCUGCCUCAUAGGUGAUGCCUUCUUGUCUUUUCUUGCUCUUUUCUUCUUCUUCUGCCUUUUCUGCCUUCUUUUUUCCUUCUUAGCUUCAUACACUUCAUAGCCAGCGCCGCACGACACUUGCACGUCGCUAUGUCAGCAAGCACUGGCCUUGAGGAGUGAAUGUGUCUCAACCCCUCCCCUGUCAACGUGAUAUAAGUAGGAUAACUUGUAAAAGUUUCACUGUUCAGUUAUCACCCUUCUGGAGCGAGUAAAUAAGAGCUAAAACGCCUCACCCUCUGACAUCCAGGGCAUAUGUCCUCCUCGUAUACUGCUGAUGUUGCCACCCCAAGAUUUUUUUCUACCAUUUUCAUUACUCAUAACAUGUUUUUAAGAGUUUAUAGAACAACUUUAAAUGGUUUUUGAAAAAAAAAAUUUGUCACUCCUGAACCUGAACCCUGGCCUUAAAUAAUUGCCUAAAAUAAGAAGUUAAGAUAACAUGUUUUCUUUACCAUGUCCUAUAUACUGAAAGAAAGAGGAAAAAUAAAGAUAUUUAUAAGCAAACAAUGAAGUUAUUACUUAUUUGAAAUUAUCACUUAAGGAACGCCUAAAAUAGGUGUUUCUUGUAAUUAUUAUUUUAAAAAAUAAUAGUAUUUUUUAUAAGUUUUAAUGAUCAGAUGAUCGGAAUGGUGAUCAGAAUAGCAGUACUUAAAAAACGAUCGGAUGAUCGGAAUCGGAUCAGUUGCCCAAACUGAUCGGAUGAUCGGGGAUCGGAACAGCAAAAAAGUGAUCGGGGCCCACCACUGCUCUGGGUCUACUCUCCUGACAUGGAUUUGCCUUCCAAAACUACUGUUACACACCUUUACACAUUACUGGUAAGAAAACAUGUCAUGUCUCUGCCUUCUGACUGUGUGAGUAUAUUUUUCAUUUCCAUGGUUCACUCACAAUAAUCUGAACUACUGGACCGUCACUCUGCUGCCAUUCAAAUCAUUGGACUUUUACUGUAGACUGAAAUCAUACUUAUUCACACCUACACUUUAUUUGAUCAUCAUGGCAGAUCUUGUUUUUGUUACUUCAAAAUACAGGGGGGUCGCCUGAUAUGCGAACUUGGGAUAUGCGAACCACCUCAUUAUGCGACCUCCUUCCUCCCUCCCUCCCCCCCUUGGGGGGUGGAGCACGUGGGAGCGGUGACUUGACUCGGUAGUAAGAGAAAAGUUUUUUUUUCAUUCAUUUCAUGUUCCCGACUUCGCUAACAUCCAUUUCCUACCAAAUAAUGAACUUGCUGUUACUCACUUCCCGAAGGAAGGGAAAUAAACAAUGGCGCAAUCUGGCAACUCUACUCUGUGAGACGGCUCCACGUGUUCUCUUCAUCAGUACGUCUAAAGCAGCCAUUGCUCUCACAAGCUGUGUCUGUGCUGUGUGCAAGCUAGCCUGUGGGCUAUUGUUGUUGCUGUUGUUGUUAUUAUGGUGCCUCCAAAGAACUCGAAAAAGCAGUUUAUUACAUUGGAAACUAAGUUAAAAGUGAUAGACAUGGAUUAUGUGUACAUUGGUGAUGUGUAUCUCCACUUAGUUAUAUGAUACGAAAAAGAUAUACUAGGUUAAAGAGUUUGGGAAAAUGUGGCUGACCGCCCAUAUACCAUUAUUUACAUGCUUUUUAAGGUUCCUAAUAUGCGAAUUUGCGAUAUGCGAGGCUUUGAACCGCCCAUAUUCUUGCAUAUUAGACGACCCCCCUGUACAACCAACAGCUGAUUGUCUCUGAUGCAAGUCAUAACCCUGGAGUGACCAAGAGCAAGAUCAAGGCACUUUUUGGUAUAGGUUAACCAAUGCAGUGAAUCAUUUUUCAUUAUGAAGCAUGUAUGCAAAGAAAUAAUUCAAGGUUAUGCUAAUGUUGAGCAAAUAACAACUUAAGAUAGUUUUGUGACUACAGGUACAUCUUAUACACCAAAAUAUGUUGUACACACCUACUCUCUGUCCUGCUGUAUCUUUUUAUAAAUAUUUAGGCAUGCAAAGCAAAUC